This is a messenger RNA of Vicia villosa (hairy vetch), 542 nucleotides long. Its product is annotated as paired amphipathic helix protein Sin3-like 6. The record is from RefSeq and is a predicted model, not a curated record. NCBI's taxonomy places the organism in Eukaryota, Viridiplantae, Streptophyta, Magnoliopsida, Fabales, Fabaceae. Gene Ontology annotation, molecular function: transcription corepressor activity. Gene Ontology annotation, cellular component: chromatin; histone deacetylase complex. Gene Ontology annotation, biological process: negative regulation of transcription by RNA polymerase II. The coding region runs from base 44 to 295 and encodes 83 amino acids. The transcript is spliced from 4 exons.
UAUCUCUUUCUGAAGCUGCGGUCUUCAUUUUAGUUUCUAAGGGAUGGCCAAGAAGAUGAAUGAAAGAGGUGCUAAGAAGCCAACUGUUAAUAUAGAAUAUGCUUCGAAAUUUGUGACUAAGGUGAAGGCUCGAUUUGAACGUGCUCAUCAGCAUCAUGUUUAUCCAUUGUUUCUGAGAAUCCUGAAUUCAUAUAGAGAAAACAAAAGGAGUCUUGAUGAUGUCAUUAGGGAUGUUAAUUUUCUUUUCGAAGGCCAUGAUGAUCUGAUUGACGACUUUACCAAUUUUCUUCCUUGAUAGGGCUGGUGUUAUGCAUGAGUUUUAUUCAAGAAAAAAUAAAUAUUGCAAAUGUCAAAAUCUAGGGUUUGAAUCAGAAGAUAAAAUAUGGUCUUAGAUACAAUUUUAAUGUUUGUAAUUUGCAAGAUUUGAUAUACUUUUGUUUGAAUAAAUUGUUUAUGUGUUUGUGAAGAUUUUGUGUAAAAAUUAUUAUUGGUUAUCUGGUUAUCAUGGGGAGGUUCUCAAUUCGUUUUCAGAAAAUUUUGCU